Messenger RNA from Sander lucioperca (pikeperch), 903 nucleotides. Its product is annotated as butyrophilin subfamily 1 member A1-like. The record is from RefSeq and is a predicted model, not a curated record. The transcript is spliced from 4 exons. The annotation marks the transcript as partial. NCBI's taxonomy places the organism in Eukaryota, Metazoa, Chordata, Actinopteri, Perciformes, Percidae.
AGCCCGGUGGUGUUAAAGUGGUUGUGAAAGAAGACAGUGAUGUGGUGUUACCCUGUUCUCUCAGCACCAAGGAGAACAUUGUACCAGGGGUCUUUGCCUGGAGGAAAGAUACUCAGAAAGAUGAAGGUCUGAAGGAGGUGUUCUAUUAUGACGCAGGCAUUCAUUACAACAACGGUCGUCCAGGUCAGAGUGAAGAGUUCAAAGGUCGAGUCUCUCAUUUUCCAGAUGAACUGAAACACGGCAACUCCUCCAUAAUCAUCAGAAAUACAAAGAUAUCUGACAGUGGAGAAUACACCUGUUAUUUUCCUCGUCUUCAGCCACCACAAAUAUUCUACAUUGAGCUUCUGGUUGCUGUGACUCCGAAGCCAUCUGUAACAAUACUUGAUGCCACAGCUGACUGGGCCCUGCUGCAGUGUGAGGUUCAUGGUGCUUCUCUAACAUCUGGAGUGGAGUGGAAGGACAGUGCUGGAAACACACUUCCUGCUGAGGAGACACGGACCCCAGAAAGAGACCACUACUACAUCACCCUCAACACUACUGUGACCAAGACAGACCACUACCUCUGUGUAGUAACACAGGAGGAAAUCAGCCAUCAGACUCACGCUGAGAUCUUUGUUCAUAUCAGUGAGAAAGUGUGUGAGGACUCAUCCAGUAAAGUGGCCGAAUGGAUGAUUGGUGGAUUUGUUUUGGGAGCUCUGACUCUUAUUAUAGUUCAUGUUCUGCUUGUAGUCGCGAAGAUCAUCACAAUACGCUGUGUUGUGGUAAGAGGUUCUCGUCAGCUGGGAAACAGUUUGAUCAACCAGGGAAAGGAUUUGGGCGACCAGCAAAAUGAUUUGGGUGACCAGGGAAUUGGUUCAUGUGAAGAGCUUUCAGAGAUACUAGAUCCAAACACGUUUCCCCGAA